This is a messenger RNA of Dovyalis caffra, 348 nucleotides long. The record is from the annotation of a GenBank genome assembly. Lineage: Eukaryota; Viridiplantae; Streptophyta; Magnoliopsida; Malpighiales; Salicaceae.
AUGUGUGAUUGGGACGUAAAGUUGGUUCAGCACCUCAUGUUAAGUAUUUGGGAGAGGAUUGGGAUUUGGGAAAUAAGAACAGGAACUUUGCUCAAGCACGAAAGAUAUGUGACCCAGUACAGGGCAAUCUUUGUUGUUAACUGUAAAGUUGACAGUAACAGAGUGCAGCAUAGCCGUCCAAAUCCAAAGCAAAGCAAAAGGAGUAGAGAACCUGAUGAGAAUGAAGCAAAUCCUGCUGAUGGUGAAACAUUCAAGGCAGUAUGCUGCUCAGUUUGCUCAACGGAAGUUGGUGUCAUUGAUGAAGAUGAGGUUUAUCAUUUUGUCAAUGUUCUUCCUAGUGAAUCUUGA